CAAGUUCUUUGUGGUUUCCUAUUUAAUCAUGUGGGUCUGCUUCACACAUGGUGUUUGUGUCCAAAUACAAAAGUUGAUAUGCAAAACACAUGACUUCUCACUUCUUCUUCGCCUGUAUCCUGUUCACACAUCAUUACUUUUUCGACUGGUGGCAAAACAGGGUCAUACUACGGCUCUGCAUUACUGUUACAGGCCGAUCCUCUGCGCAACAACUAUGAAUGUUUCCGGGGAGGAGGGAGAGAGCUUCUAUGGCACUUCUGGAGCUCUGUGGAAUUAUUCUCUUUCCAUUUUUUACAUCCUGAUUUUCAUCAUCGCAGUGCCUGGGAACAUCUUGGCUCUGUGGGCCUUCUUUCACCAGAAAAGCACAUCUCCAUCAAGAGUCUUCCUGAGAAACCUCUCUGUAGCCGACAUAUGUUAUGUCCUCGUCUUACCCAUGCGCAUUAUUUACCACCUGUCUGAUAACCACUGGCCCUUUGGACACAUCAUCUGUCAGCUGUUAGGCUUCUUGUUCUAUCUAAACAUGUACUGCAGCCUCUAUUUGAUGAGUUUCAUCAGCCUGGACAGGCUCCUGGCUGUGGUUAUACCUUUAAAGUCACAAUCAUUCAGGAAGCCUUUGUAUGCAAAUGUAGCGGUUGGCAUACUGUGGGUGAUGGUUAUCGUGUGCAUGACUCCUACACUCUUCUCUAGAAGAAAACAAACCAACUCAUCUGGCAUUUGUAACAAACUGUACUUAGAAGAGACAAAUCCAACAGCUUUAAUUUCCACUAUUGUGGCAUUUGCAAUUCCCCUCGUCACUAUAGUGGUUUCAUACAUACUGAUCCUGCUGAAACUAAGAACAGUGCAGCAAAAGGAAGAACGACCGGUGAAAGACAAAGCUAUAAAAAUGAUUAUACUUAUUGUGAUGAACUUCCUGUUCGCAUUUGUGCCCUACCAUGUGUGCAGGAUAAUCUACAUUCAACAGCAGAGCCAUGGAAAUAUUACUGAGGGGCUGAGAAAAGCCAAUCAGAUAACAUCUGCACUCACCUGUAUCAGUGGUAUACUGGAUCCUGUCAUGUAUUUCUUUUUGAACCGUCCAUACAGGAACACAUUUCUUAAGCUGUUCUGUAAAAAUAGGGAAGAUAUCAUAUAAAAAAUGCAAAUGGAAAAAAAACAAAGGUGAUGCUAACCAUGUUAAAAAUAUCAGCGUGGUUCCUAUAGCACCUAACCGCAAAUCAGACAAACUGCACUUCCCCUGAUUAUUACACAUCGACUUUGAAAUUGUCAGAAUUGGCCAGUACUUGUUUAGGGAACUAUCAUAGGUCAAAGAUAAUUUGUCAGUUUGGGACCUGUUAGCUUUCUGGCACUGAA
Messenger RNA from Oreochromis niloticus (Nile tilapia), 1347 nucleotides. Its product is annotated as uracil nucleotide/cysteinyl leukotriene receptor. Gene Ontology annotation, cellular component: plasma membrane. Gene Ontology annotation, biological process: positive regulation of Rho protein signal transduction; phospholipase C-activating G protein-coupled receptor signaling pathway. Bases 29 to 1129 code for a protein of 366 amino acids. The record is from RefSeq and is a predicted model, not a curated record. Gene Ontology annotation, molecular function: G protein-coupled receptor activity. NCBI's taxonomy places the organism in Eukaryota, Metazoa, Chordata, Actinopteri, Cichliformes, Cichlidae. The transcript has 2 exons.